This is a messenger RNA of Drosophila bipectinata, 702 nucleotides long. It is a transcript of the gene Obp50e, whose product is annotated as Odorant-binding protein 50e. Gene Ontology annotation, molecular function: odorant binding. The record is from RefSeq and is a predicted model, not a curated record. Lineage: Eukaryota; Metazoa; Arthropoda; Insecta; Diptera; Drosophilidae.
GGCUAGACCAUUCCAACCGGCUAUAUAAAGCCCCUGACGGAGGGCUUGAAAAAUUUUAUUCUUUUUUCGGCACCAAAGCAACGCGCAGAGAUUAAUCAUUUAAUCAUAGAUAUGCGUAAAUCGAUAAUUAUUUUGGCGCUUUUUGUGGCGAUGCUGGAAAGUUCCCAGGCGGCCUUUAACUGCUCGGCCCCGCCGAGUUUCAGCAACUACGACAUUAACACAUGCUGUCGCACCCCGGAACUGGAUAUGGGGGAUGUGCCGCAAAAGUGCCACAAAUAUGUUAGUGGCCUCAAGUCAGCCAACUCCAAGUAUCCCAGCUACGCACAUUUGUGUUAUCCUGAUUGUAUUUAUCGGGAAACCGGAGCCAUGGUCAAUGGCAAAAUCAAAAUGGAGAGGGUUAAGCAGUAUCUGGAGCAGCAUGUUCAUCGAAAGGACCAGGACAUUGUUUCCUACAUAGUGCGCUCCUUUGAGUCUUGUCUGGGCAACAUCAAAGGCCACAUGAGGUCGGCCAAUAUUGAGUCCUACAAGGUCCUGCCGCAUGGCUGUUCUCCUUUCGCCGGAAUGCUCUACAGCUGCGUGAAUGCCGAGACUUUCCUCAACUGCCCCUCGAAGAUGUGGAAGAAUGAACGCCCCUGCAAUGUGGCCAAGGAGUUCGCCCUCCAGUGCAACCCCCUGCCCCAUGUUCCUCUUCCCAGCAGUUGA